Molecule: messenger RNA, 3612 nt
Organism: Pipistrellus nathusii (Nathusius's pipistrelle)
Lineage: Eukaryota; Metazoa; Chordata; Mammalia; Chiroptera; Vespertilionidae
Source: the annotation of a GenBank genome assembly
AUGGCUGAUAAUUUGGAUAAAUUUAUUGAAGAACGCAAAGCCAAAUUGGCCCAAGAAAAAGCAGAAUUGGAAAGUGAUCCGCCUUACAUGGAAAUGAAGGAAAAAGCAUCAGAGAAGCUUUCUGAAAACAGUAAAAUAUUAAUCUCCAUGGCUAAGGAAAACAUACCACCAAACAGCCAACAGCCUAGGGGUUCCUUAGGACUUGAUUAUGGAUUGAGUUUACCACUUGGGGAAGAUUAUGAACGGAAGAAACAUAAGCUAAAAGAAGAAUUGCGGCAAGAUUACAGACGCUAUCUUACUCAGAAAAAUUUUCUAUCCACGAGUGAAACAGAUCCAUCUACUCUGGGAGUUUCUCUUCCUAUUGGUGACAGGUUAUCUGCCAAGGAAAGGUUGAAACUUGAACGCAACAAAGAAUACAAUCAAUUUCUCAAGGGUAAGGAAGAAUCCACUGAAAAGUUCAGACAAGUAGAAAAGAGUACUGAGCAUAAAAGUCAAAGAAAUAAAAAACCUAUUGGUCCAGUUAAAUCUGAUAUACUUUCACAAAUAAAAACAUCUUGCCAAAAUUCAGAAGGUCCCAGGAGAGAUGUCUUAACUCCUUCAGAGGCAUAUGAAGAACUUUUAAACCAAAGACGACUAGAGGAGGACAGAUAUCGACAACUAGAUGAUGAAAUUGAAUUAAGGAAUAGAAGAAUCAUUAAGAAAACAAAUGAAGAAGUGGACAUUUCCAACAAAAAACAUCAAAGGUUUGCCAGCAAGGUUAACAUUCCAGAUAGAAGAUUCAGCCGGUUUAAUGAAGAUCGUGUCUGGGACAAACAGUAUUAUAUGCCAGACCAAGAUCCUGAAGUAAGUGAAGAAAUGGACGACAGGUUUAGAUAUGAAAGUGAUUAUGAUAGAAGACCUUUGAGAGUGUAUACAAAUGACAGGAUAUACGGGAACAGACGAGGGAAUGUUCCUUCUGUGGAGUAUGGUGGUGUCACAGGACAGUCAAACAUACGAAUUUCAUCUGCUGGAAAUAAAAGUGCUCGAGACAAUGAAGCAUCCAAAUCUACCCGAGAAAUCUGUAGUCCUUUUGCAGGGAUGCUCUUCGGAGGUGAAGAUCGAGAACUUGUUCAGAAAAAAAAAGAAAAAUAUAGACAAGAACUGUUGGAACAAAUGGCUAAACAAAAGGAGAACAAGAGACGAGAAAAAGAUCUGGAACUCAGAGUUGCAGCUUCUGGAGCCCAGGACCCCGAGAAAUCGCCCGAUAGACUAAAGCAGUUCAGUGUGUCACCAAGAUACCAUGAAGAGACGAUCCCACCUGAAAGACCCAGAGUAGCUUUCCAGACCCCUCUCCCUCCUUUAUCUGCCCCUCAUUCCCCCUCCUGCCCCCCAGCUCCCUGCAUCCCACCGCAGAGUGAAGAUCCGUACAGUGGACUCAGCAGCACCCUUGGUGAAAUGGUGCCUCCCAGGAUUGCACAUCUGCCUCCGCCUCCACUACUACCACCUUUGGUUACUAACUAUAGAACUCCCUAUGAUGAUGCAUACUAUUUUUAUGGAGCCAGGAAUACUAUGGAUCCUAGUCUGGCUUAUUAUGGGUCGGGAAUGAUGGGAGUGCAGCCUGCAGUUCAUGCUACGGCUCCUGUUGUGCACUGGCCAGCACAGCCCAUUGGGAACACGGUUGGACAGAACGAAUUGAGAUUUACAAGUGAUGGAACAAUUCAUUCAGGAUUAAACAAGCCAAAGCCUCCACAGCAGACACUUCAGUCUUACCAAGAAGCUUUGCAGCAGCAGAUUCAGGAAAGAGAACAGAGAAGGAAGAAAGAACGUCAAGAAAAGGAAGAAUAUGAAGCGAAGCUGGAGGCUGAGAUGAGAUGUUACAACCCCUGGGGGAAAGGUGGAGGUGGUGCUCCUCUCAGGGACACCGAGGGAAACCUGAUAACUGAUUUGAAUAAGAUGCACAGACAAAAUGUAGAUGCCUACCAUAACCCAGAUGCAAGACCAAAUGAAGAUAAAAGGGCAGUUGUAUCUCUAGACCAAAAUUUAGCCACUUCAAGUGCUGAGAGCCUAGAAGAUUCUGCAAAUAAAAACUCAGGACACAUGCACAUACAGAGCUCUCCUUUUGCUCGGGGAAAUGUAUUCGGUGAGCCCCUAACUGAGCUUCAGAUUAGACAGCAAGAAUCAUACAAGAAUUUUCUUCGGUUUCAGAUAGAGGAGAAGAAACAGAGAGAGGAAGCUGAGCGGGAGAGACUGAGGAUCGAAGAAGAGAAAGAAGAAAAGCGGCUGGCAGAACAGCGGGCGCGGAUCCAGCAGGAGUAUGAAGAGGAACAGGAGAAGAAGCGGGAGAAAGAGGAGGAGCAAAGACUAAAAAAUGAAGAGCUUAUUCGGUUAGCUGAAGAAAGACGAAAAGAAGCAGAAAAAAAGAAGAAAGAAGAAGAAGAAAAACACCACAAACAACUCCAGCACUACUACGAAAGAGAAAACAUAAUUGGGACAGAAACAAAGCGCUUAAGACAGCCUUCUCCUGUGGUUCCUGCUCUUCAGAACAAAAUUGCAGGCAAACUCCAAAGACCUCCUUCAGUUGACAGCAUUAUGAGUGCCUUUAUUCAAGAACGUUCCGUGUCCAGGGCACAGUCUCCUCCGGUGCCGGCCAGGAAAAAUCAGCUCCGUGCGGAAGAGGAGAAAAAGAACGUAAUCAUGGAAUUGUCGGAAAUGAGAAAACAGCUCCGGAGCGAAGAGCGGCGUCUGCAGGGGCAGCUGCUGCACUUGGCCGGCGACGAGGAGAUGCGCAUACGGAGGAGAGAGAGGAGCCCCAUGGACGUGUUUGACAUGGCGCGGCACCGGGUGCAGGCUCCCGUCAGAAGGCCGUCGCCGAGGGGCUUGGACUCGGCUACGUGGCAGAACAUUCAGGACUUUAAUGAGCUGAGAGACAGAGACUCAGUAACACGAGCGGAUCUGAAACUUAUGUACCCGGAUCCUCCGAGAGAUCAGUACACCUUAGAGAUUCAGCAGCAAGCCCUGCUGAGAGCGCAGCAGAAGAGACUGAACAGAAUAAAAAUGCAGGAAGGUGCUCAAGUGGACUUGGAUGCCGUCCCAAGAAAUCAAGUACAAGAUCAUAGAAUGCCCAGAGAUAACGCUAACGAUUUCUUAAAAAAUUCAUUAUUGGAAUCUGAUAGUGCUUUUAUUGGUGCCUAUGGGGAGACAUAUCCUGCCUUUGAGGAGGACGCCCUUCUUCUGCCCUCUGCACGGGAGCGCAGGAGGAGAAAACUGAAAGGCCUGGCCUCUGAUAACAGUCUUCCUAAUGUACCACCAGAUGAUCUCUCUUUGAAAUCUGUAUCCAGUAUAAACAUUGACCAGAUUAGAGUGAAAAAUGAAGAACGAAUGCGAAGACUGAAUGAACUCCAGAAUAAACCCAUUAAUACAGAUGACGAGAGCUCACUGGUUGACCCUGAUGACUUCAUGAGGCAUUUGGGUGACGAUGGAUCAAACUCCGUAGCAACUGAACCCUGGCUCCGCCCGGGCACCUCAGAGACGCUGAAACAGUUCAUGGCAGAGCAGCUGGACCAAGAGCAGCAGCAGGUUCCGGGAAAGCCAGGCGCUGUCCCUUGGCAGGGCCUGUCUACUGCACACGGCUAA